UGCAACUUGGAUGCUGUCGUAAUAUAUGCGGUAAAAAUGGCCACGGAAAAGAACGUGCAUGAUGGUUUUUGUCAUCGAAAAUUGCCAAAAAAUGUUGGAGUUACGCGAGACGCUGUUCUUAAAUACCGAACUAAGCAGACGAGUGACUGCGCAAUCGAAACAGUGAAACUUAAAACGACAGUUAGCAGUACCUGUAAAUUUUACAUGGACGCUUUGAGAGCCGUGAUCGUUGCUCUGUCACUGCUAGGAGUCGCGAUAAUCUACUCGGAUAUUGUUGAAGAUGAGACCGAAUUCCCAAACCAGGAGUCAGAUUCUACCCCAUCGACGGAUAUUAACGUGGAGGCCGUACUAUCUGGCCAGCUGCUAACAGGAGAAUCAGGUUCCUUUGAGUCACCAAAUUAUCCUACAGCUGACCACCAGUUGGACUAUGUAUGGCUUAUCAAAGUGGGACCCACCAAGACUGUCAGACUAGUUCUAAUUGAUUUCGACACGGAGACAGGAUUUGAUUACAUUAUUGUUCAUGAUGGUGAUAGUACGGAACAUCCAAUACUUUUGGUCCAUAGCGGAAAUUCCGUACCUCCUCCCAUUCGAUCUACUAGCCAUAAAAUGCUUGUUCGUUUUAUCACGAAUAACAAGGGCACUAGCCGAGGAUUUCAUGCCAACUUCUUUGCUGUUCCACCAUGUUUCAAUGCCAUUCAGUCUUCAUCAGGUGUUAUUGCGUCCCCCAGUUUCCCAUUCAGCUACGACAGCAAUAUGCGUUGCGAAUGGCUCAUCACCGUGGGUCAUUCAGAGAGAAUUUUAUUGGAAUUCUUCGACGUAAAUACCGAGAAAGACUAUGAUGUCAUACAGAUUUACGAUGGUGAUAGCGAUCGAGCUCCAUUUCUCCAACGAAUCAGUGGGGAUCAUCGGAACGAAGUCCUCUUUCAAGUGUCCACUUCCAACGUCGUAUUGGUUAGCUUGACUACCGAUGAAAGUAUUUCUGAAACUGGGUUUGCCGCAAAGUUCACAGCUGGAAAUCAUGCUGAUCUGAUGCAGUAUUUUAUGGAGGAAUAUCCAGAUUUUUUAAAAGACUCGGAGCUGAACAGAAAAACAGAGGAAGAACAGGAUGGAAGACAGGAAAUUAAAACCACGAUAUCCGACGCAAUGAUUUUUUAUGAGGAAGGAGUUAAAUCCAGCAACAUCACUUCCUCAGACUAUGCUGAUGCUGUUUCCCUUAUGCAAUAUUGACUGCGUUAUCGCUACCUAAACACGUUAUGAAACCAUAGAUAACGAAACACGUCAAAGAAAACCAAACCGGCAAUUGACACAAAUUAAACUAUUAAGCAACCAAUUUUCUGUGGAUUCCAUUGUUAGGUAGUAUAAAAUCGACGUACUUUCUUUAUUUAAUAUUUCCUGUUUAGGUACACACUUGAAAAUAGUAAAAAGCGUUUGAGGCCGCAAGAAAUUUUGCUAUUACUCCUUGGGUGUCGCUUAAACAAGUGACGUGUACGAUAAGCAACAAAAUGCUGUUUUAAAUUUUUUAAUCACAUUGAAAUUUUAUUAUUUCCUGUAGGUUUUCCCCAAUAGCGCGAAAAAUGCAAAUAGACGGAACAGAAGAAUAAGUCCUCCAAGGCAGGCUAUAUCCCGAUAGAAAUAUUCCUGUUUAUAAUGGCAGACGUGUGGGAAAAAAUUAACAGGUUAUCGAAUUUACUAUUCAAGAGUGAAAUAGCACUUACGGGUUUGAAGUUGUAAAUUUCUAGAAUAUCUUCUCCGCUGCAAGCGACGUUUUUCUCGUAAGCCGUAUACAGACCAGUAAGGAUUUCCACAAAAUUGACAAUUUCGUCAGGUGCACAUUCAGGGACAAGCUCAUUUAUGUCAGAGACGUUAUAGCCGACGUAUUGACAAUCUGUAUUGUUGAAUUCGACUUUGUACCACUGGUUAAUGGAUAAUGCUUCGUUGCCGUACAUGAACCAGGACAAGUAACGUAACCAGUCCAGAUAAACGGGAACCGAGCCAUUCUGCAGGAAAAAACCACCGAAAAGCAGCACUGGAAUAAUCAUUGGUGCAGAUAUAGCCAGUGCAACUUGCGGUGUUGAAGCAACGCACGAAACAAAGUAGCC
Daphnia magna is the source of this 2099-nucleotide messenger RNA. Its product is annotated as bone morphogenetic protein 1 homolog. NCBI's taxonomy places the organism in Eukaryota, Metazoa, Arthropoda, Branchiopoda, Diplostraca, Daphniidae. The coding region runs from base 37 to 1227 and encodes 396 amino acids. The record is from RefSeq and is a predicted model, not a curated record. The transcript is spliced from 8 exons.